CUUGUUCAGGGUUGUAAGCCCGUUCGCGUCUGCCCGUCACCAUCACCUUUGACAGCCGUCCUCAUCGUUCUUGCUCCUGAUACCGAACCCGACGGCGAAGACGACGACGACGAUGAGCACUGUUCGCAGCCUGCAUGAUGUACCCGAAGAGGAGCCUUACAUGCCGCCAUCCUCGAAUUCUCCUUAUUUCGACUCCUCAAGUCUUGCAACAGCCUCAACAUCCGCACUGCACCCCUCAAGCUCGAGCAGCAAGUCGUCGUCGAGUCGUUCGGCAAGUCUGAAAAAGUCGUCUUCACGUCUUGGGCGAGUGUCGGCUGAGAGUCUGACAUCGAAGAGAACACUCUCGAACGUAUCUGCGGCAUCGGUUGCAACGACGAAGGAUGGCAAGGCUAGUCGGAACGGAAAUAUCCCUAGAAUAAGAAGCACGCCCCGUUUACCUCAUGAGCGGGAUGCAGACGACGCUCCUAGUGCUGUCAUGUACUGGAGUCGUGCGCCGGUUUACGGUGCCAUACCUCAACGGAAUAUGCGAGGCCACAGCGUGACGCUGCUGGAUAAUGUUGCUUGGAUUUUUGGAGGAUGUGAUGAUAAAGAUACGGCACGGGAUAUGUAUUGCUUUGACAUUGAUACGAUGCAGUGGUCGCAUCCAGACACCGUCGGCGAUGCACCUCCUCCUUCACGCGCUCAUACUGCCGUCAUCGUUGAUCGUCAAAUUGUUGUGUAUGGCGGUGGACAAGGCAGUACCUAUUACGAUAGUGUCUAUGUUUUCGACACAAGUACUCGAGUAUGGUCACGCCCUACAAUUGUGGGAGAUAUACCACCGCCGAGAAGAGCACACACCGCCGUUCUCUACGAGGGCAAGGUUUGGAUCUUUGGUGGUGGAAAUGGCAUGACCGCAUUGAACGAUGUCUGGACACUAGACGUUUCCAAUACGACCGAAAUGCGGUGGGAGAAGAUAACGACACAUGGAGACAAGCAGCCAACGCCUAGGGGAUACCACACUGCGAAUCUUGCCGACCAUUUCAUGAUUAUUAUUGGCGGAAGUGAUGGAGCCGACUGUUUUGCAGAAAUCUGGUUUUUGAAUCUCAAAACAUUUGAGUGGACUCUAAUCGACCUGCCUGAAAACGAAUCCUACAAACGACUAUCUCAUACAUCAACUCAAGUGGGAACUUAUCUUUACGUUCAAGGUGGGCACGACGGAUCAGAAUAUACGUCUGACGUGAAAUGCUUUAGCCUUGGCAAGUUGAAUUACGAGAGUCGACCAAUAUAUGGUAGACCACCCAGCCAGCGGGGAUAUCAUGUCGCUGUACUUGCUGAUAGUCGACUCUUCUUUUUUGGUGGAUACAACGGGAUGACGGCCUUUGACGAUGUCCAUCUUAUUGAUUUAGCUGGCUCAGCAUUUUUGCCUCAAGUAACGAGCUUUGAUAUUGUUCUGUAGCCUAUUCCUGGGUUGUAGCAAAGUUUGUUUUUAUUCUCGCUUGAUCAAUUGCAUGUAUGAGCUGCUGCU
This is a messenger RNA of Guyanagaster necrorhizus, 1504 nucleotides long. Its product is annotated as galactose oxidase. Bases 113 to 1435 code for a protein of 440 amino acids. Gene Ontology annotation, molecular function: protein binding. Lineage: Eukaryota; Fungi; Basidiomycota; Agaricomycetes; Agaricales; Physalacriaceae. The record is from RefSeq and is a predicted model, not a curated record. The transcript is spliced from 4 exons.